ACAGGGAGCUUUUGUGAUAUGGAGUUCUUAUAAUAACUAUGUUCUUAAUUAUCUCACUUUUGUUCACGUGUUUAACUUCUGAUAUGUGCACUUAUCUGUAUCAUUUUGUGUCUUUCUUAUAGUUCGUUCUCAUUCUUCAGAUUUACUUCUUUAUUUGGUGAGUUUUUAAAACACCAAUUCAACCUUUUGUCUUGUUCUCUGUUCAUUCACAGCUGUGUAAUUGAAAUUUUCUUCGUUGUUUGAGUGACUCCGGUGUUCUUUCAUGAAAGCUUAGCUCUGCUCUGUUUUCAAAAACUGGGAGAUUGAAGUUCAUUUUCACAGCGAGGCGAUUAAUCAGAGAAGAAUCCCUCAUGAAUUUUAAAGUCAGUGGAGAAUGCUUCACGAGUUUUUUGUUUGUGUAAUUUCAAGCUUUUAAUUUAGCCUGCUGAUGAAAAACCCCUGCUCACUCUCUCUUUAUUCAACAGGAGACGCUCUCUCAUUGUUUUAUUCCCCUAUUGUUUUGAUAUUUUGAUUCUGCUGCAUUGCGUUUUGGUUAAUGGAUUGCAUUAAAAAAACAAAAAACAAAACAAAAAACAAAAAGCCUAGUCAGCUAUUCUGCCCAUGUGUUCUUCCAUGCCAGCAACAAUCAACAGUGUCAGUGCCAUGUCAGCUCUAUCUGCCACGUCAUCACGCCUGAGGAUCUUGUAGGACUAACUUUUUUGACAGAACAAAGCCAUACGGACUGAUAGCUAAAGAAAUAAAGUUUUUAUCUUCUAGAAGUCAACACCAUGAAGAGGGCAUUUCCUUGGGAUGAUCAAGUUGAAGUCUCAUCGGAGUCCGAUGAAUCUUCUUCUGGCUCAGAGAUGGAGAUCAGUAACGGGAGUGAUACCAAGGCAGCUAUUGACAUAACAGUAUCUCGCAUUGCCAGAGAUGUACUUUCUGAAGAUUUAUUGAUCAGAAGAGCAGCAAUGUAUCAGGAGUACAUGAAGCAAAUCCCAAUCCCAAGACACCGUGGUUCUGUCAUCCCCUAUACCUCAUGGAUGGGAUUAGGUAGAUCCAUGAAGCAAUUAUAUGGUCAGCCCCUUCAUUACCUCACAAAUGUUCUCCUUAAGCAGUGGGACCAGUUGAGAAUUAACAGUGAGGAUGAAUACAAGCCCUUAGAUGACAUCAUCCAUCCAUGCAAAGCUGAAGCCAACAUCUGGCUUGUCGAAGAAGUCCAUCGGAAGACCACUUCUCAUCUUCAUAUUGCUAAACUCUGGAAGGAGGACCCAAUGCACCAUGCUUUUGUUGAUUCCAUUUUUCCAGCAUUAGAAAGUUCAUCAUGAAGAUAUUUUGUUUACUGGCUACCAAUGAUUUAGCAAAAUGUUUCAGUGUGAGUUUUCCUCCUCAGCUCUUUGUGUGACUUGGUACUUGUUAGCUUAAAUAGGCCAAGAGAGAAGUUUAAUUGUAGCAUAGAUAUCAAAACUACUCUUUGUAAUUCGUUUUUUGGGGGUAAAAUCUCUUUGUAAUUCUGUCGCCAAUAAUCUCUCCUGGGAAAAAAAAAAAAAAUCCUUGCUUGAAAAUAUGAGACCUGUUAUUAUCUCUAACAGUGACCUUUCUUUUU
This is a messenger RNA of Neltuma alba, 1582 nucleotides long. Its product is annotated as protein RDM1. NCBI's taxonomy places the organism in Eukaryota, Viridiplantae, Streptophyta, Magnoliopsida, Fabales, Fabaceae. Gene Ontology annotation, cellular component: RNA polymerase V complex; nucleus. Bases 768 to 1304 code for a protein of 178 amino acids. The record is from RefSeq and is a predicted model, not a curated record. The transcript is spliced from 3 exons. Gene Ontology annotation, biological process: gene silencing by siRNA-directed DNA methylation.